AUGCGCGUGUACAGAGAACAACUCUAUGGUGCUGGUGUUUGUUAUUAUUGUACAAAUUGUCCAAAACCAUUUAGUCCAGAUCCAUCAUCUGUCAUGCAAGUCUAUUCAUCCACAGGCUGGUGUGCUAUGUUAAGUAGAACAGAUUCAGCGGAUACUGCUUAUACUCGAAAUGCUGCUCCACCUGGAAUGUGUUAUACAAAAGGAUGUUCUUGGCAACUUCUAAAUGGUAAUAGAACAUGGAUUUGUUGUUGUAAUGAUAAUCUAUGCAAUUGGGAUCCUCCUACAACUGAUUGUUAUUAUUGUUCUUCUUGUCCAAGACCAUUUAAUCCAAAGAGUUACUUGGUUUCAAAAUCAGUUUCAAAAAUAGGAUGGUGUUAUCGUAAAAGUAGUUCAAGUACAGAUGAUCAAUCUACUGAUCGAGGAGUUGCAUCACCUGGUCUUUGUAGUUGGAAUGAAUGUUCAUGGAAAAUAAUAAAUAAUAAUAAAUAUUGGGUAUGUUGUUGUAAUGGUGAUCAAUGCAAUAAAGCUAUUUCAAUAUCAAAAUCUACUAUAAAUAUUUUGAGUUUUGCAAUCAUAAUUAUCGUAAUGUUUCAUAAAACGCUUUUAUUUUAA
Molecule: messenger RNA, 612 nt
Organism: Adineta steineri
Lineage: Eukaryota; Metazoa; Rotifera; Eurotatoria; Adinetida; Adinetidae
Source: the annotation of a GenBank genome assembly